Molecule: messenger RNA, 2418 nt
Organism: Pseudo-nitzschia multistriata
Lineage: Eukaryota; Bacillariophyta; Bacillariophyceae; Bacillariales; Bacillariaceae
Source: the annotation of a GenBank genome assembly
GCCUACCGUACUACCAUACCGAUUAGCCCACCAGUACGAGUGCUACGUACAGUACCAAACCAACCUCGAGAAAAGAUCCUGGAGGUUUUGUUCGUCGCAACUCGUACCGUACUACCUGUUGUGUCGGUUGUCUCUUCAACGCAAAAACAGAUCACCAUGGCCAGCUCUCCCACCAAGGACGAAGCCGAGGCGGAGAUGGAGGUAGACGACAACGGCAGGGAGGAGAAGCCGGUCGCAUCCGCAUCGGAAAACGACGCCGCCGCUCCCGAAAGCCCCGGGCGGGACGAGAACGGCGACACCCAAGACACUCCGGCCUCGGACGAGGAUGUCCGGAUGGACGAAGGCAGCGGCGGGGGCGGCAAGGAAAAGGACCCACCGGAAGCGGGCAAGAAACGAUCCCGGAGUCCCACGGAGACCAAGAGCGGCAGCAACGAGGGGUCGUCGGAACCCUCCCAAACCAACAAACGCCAGGCGAUUCUCGGCGUGCCGGGGGUGAAAAAAGCGACCUGUCCAUCGGUGGACGCGGGGCAGGCACCGAACGAAAAGAUCUCGGUGGCCUCGAUCGCGGCCUCCUCGCAGCUCUCCUCCUCCAUGGGCUGGAACGGCCUGGCGGGUCUCCUGAGCUUCUCGCUCCUGACCAACAGCGGAAACUCCGUCGUGACGGCGUCUUCGUCUUCCGGCGAACGGACCCGCGGGGGGGCGAGCAAGACGUCUUCGGCCGCCCUUGCCGGGUCGGCGGCUUCGGGAAGCGGCGCGGGCAACCACGGGAGUCUCCCGUCGAAGGAGCAGGUCCUCCAGGCCGCAAUCAAGGCCGUGAACGACGCACCCCCCUUCGUGCACCUCAGCAAGACCGACAGCGCCCCGCAGCUCAAAAUCACCGAUUCGGAAGUCCCACCGGCGGAAGGCACCGGCGACAGGGACGAAAGCGGGUCUGCAUCCGACAGCGCCGCCGCUGCUUCGUCCUCCUCCGCGCAAACGGCGGGGGCAAGGACGAGCUCGAAUUCAAAUUCGAAUUCAAACUCGAACUCGAAUCCGAGUCCGCCUCCCGCUCCGGCCCACCUGACCAACGAUCGGUUGGCCUGCAAGCAGGGGGAGGGAGAACUGCGGGGCUACCGGAUGACCCGGGGAACCCACGGCGUGGCUCCGGGAUCGGGCCACUACUACUACGAGGUCGUCGUCCUCGAACCACCCACCGCGUGCGAGCUGGUGAACUCGCUUCCGCCCAACGUCCGGCUGGGCAAGAAGCUCCAGCGGGAAAUGCAGGAGGCCCUGAAAGCCGAAGAAGACGCCGAACACGAGGCGGGGGCCGCGAACGGAGGAGGCGCGAGCGACGCCGGCACAACCKGGAGCAAGCAGGCCUUUGGGGCCCACGUUCGGCUGGGAUGGAGCAUGCGAACGGGCGACCUGCAAGCCCCCGUGGGAUACGACAAGUGGAGCUACGGCCUGCGGGAUAUACAGGGGAGCAAGAUCCAUUGCAGCCGCCGGGAAGACAACUGGGGCGGAGAAGAAUUCGGACCGGGAGACGUGAUCGGCUGCGCCAUUUCCAUGGUGUCGGAGGGCCCGGCGGCCUCGCAGGACGAAAGCUCCGGAUCUGCCGGCUCUGGCACAAAGAGCGAGCCGCAAGACUCCCAGCCACACCCGGGGAAGGGAAGCGAAAACCACAUUCGGUUUUUCAAGAACGGAUACCCCAUGGGAGAAUUCGUCAUCACCAAGGGCAAACGGGAAGGAGGCGUGGCGUUUGUGAUCCCCGACGGCGUCUAUUAUCCGGCAAUCUCGCUGUACAUGGGAGCGACCGUCAAGGUCAAUUUUGGCCCCCACUUUAUCCAUCCCCCGCGGAAGCUCCCGACGGUGCUGUCCCCGAAAUACUCCAGGAAGAAACAGGGCGGGAGCAAUGCCUUCCAGCCGGUGUCGAGCCUGUCCAAGCCCCCCCUCACGGUCGAGGAAGCUUCCGCCAAGGUCGCCAAGGAACAAAAGACUCUGUUCUUUCGAAAGGCGGACAACUCCGCCCAGCAGAGGCGCUUCUCGGAACUCGUCGAGACCGAGGUCAACAUCCUGCAAGAAGCCUACAAGAACCACCGAAGAAAGCACGUGCUGGACGUCAUGCGGGAACGCCAGAAACGAAACCUAAAGUGCGACGACCUGGAACAGGACGACUUUUUCGUUUCGGAGGACGGCAGCGCCGGUGGCGUCGUUGAUUCCGCCGCCGAAGGCGGGUCGGUUUCUUCCUAGGGCGACGCCGACGACUCCGGGUAUGGGUUUUGUUGCCGCACAGAAAACCAAGGGGUGUGGAGAGGACGUCCUCGGCGGUGGUGCGCGAAUGCGAAUGCGCAUGGUGCGUUUCCACCACUAGUUGCCGACUAGUUGGGGGUGGUUCCGUAGAGAAACGAUGGAUGCUACCAAUACAGUAAAAUGGGCAAG